CAUAGUCUGCAUCUGCAUACCCCUUCAGUGGUUUAUUGCAUGCACGAUAAUGCACUUUCAUAUCUAUAGUUGCAGCUAAAUACCUCAAUAUAUGCAUUAUACUCGCCUGAUGCUCACUAUGCGGAUCUUUGUUACGCUGUACCAGCUUUGCUACGGAAUGGAAAAUAUCUGGUCUUGUCGAAAGUGCUAGCCACAUCAGCGGACCUAUUGUAGACUGAUAAGAUGUCUGGUCUACCUUCUUGCAAACGUCGCUGUCGCAUGCCACUUGAAAACCAACAUCUAGUGGUGUAUAUGCCGGUCUGCAUUCACUUAUACGAUGUUGCCGUAACAAAUCUUUUAUAUACUGUGACUGCCCAAUUAAAAUUUCGCCCAAUUCACCAUCUCGCUCUAUCUGCAUACAAAGAAACAUAUGGAGAGAACCUUUGUCGACGCACUCAAACCUUUCACAUAUUUUUGCUUUAACGUCAACCAACACUUCCUUUGACUGGCAUGCUAAGAGAAGAUCGUCAACAUAUACAUACAAGUAUCAACAAAGAUGAUGGCCGACUUCCUAAACGCAAGUUGCGAUGCAUAACUCGAAAAAAUGCGUAUAAAAUGCAAAGCUGAUUUUCAACGCAACUCUGCGUUGCAAAUAAAUGCUUUGCAUAUAAAUGACGUUUAGGAACGUCAUCGUAAAACUCAUACAUAAAACAUAUGUCAAAUAAUGACUGUUAUUACAAAUAACGAAAUUUUGAGUUAAUAUGGACGAGAGAAGAAAUUAUUCAUUAAUUUUAUUAGCAAAUGCUGAAGAAUUAGCUUUAGCUUUAGCUAAUUCUUCAAAUAUUAAGUUAAUAAAAAAACUAAUUGAAAAGAAAAAAAGAAGCAGCAGUUUUUAUUAAGGACUUUGAAUUUAACGAGAAGAGAGGUGGUGAAAAAUAAAAAAUUUUGUGGAUCUAUUGUAUUGAUGGAAGACGAUAUAUUUUAUUCCCAUUUUCGGAUGCGAAGAAGCACGUUCAAGAGGCUGAUGACUAUGCUAGAACCAAUGUGGACCGAAUCAUCAACAGGUCGUACUGCAGUUUCCAUGGAAAAGGCAUUGUAUUUGACAAUUUGGAAGCUUGCCAAUAAUACAUCAUUUCGACAAAUUAGUGACAGAUUUGAUGUAGGAAUGGGCGCCACUUAUAGAGCAUUUAUUAAAAUCCUCAAACUUAUAUGUCGUCUAAAAUCGACAAUAAUAAAAUUUCCAACUACUACUGCAGCUCAAAAAAAGAUCGCUGAUGGGUUUUCUCAACGUCGCCACAAUAUAUUUCCUUUUGUAUUAAGAUGCAUUGAUGGAACGCACAUUCCCAUAUCACAACCAAAAAAUGAUGCAAUAAGUUUCUAUAACAGAAAAGGGACGUUUUCCAUCAUUGCACAGGCCAUUGUUGACAGCGAUAUGAAAUUUCUGGACGUCUUUGUCGGCUGUCCCGGACGAUGUCAUGACGCAUCAGUGUGGCAAAGGAGCCCAUUUCGUAGAGCACUAGUAAGCGGUGAAUUAAAAAUUCCACCAAAUCACCACUUCUUAGGCGACGCAGCUUAUCCGCUAGAAACGUUUCUCAUGGUGCCAUAUCGGGAUAAUAGUUUUUUAACAUCGCAGCAGAGCAAAUUUAACACUAUUUUAAGCACUAACCGAGUUUUUGUUGAACAGGCGUUCGGGAUAUUAAAACAAAAGUUCAGAAUUUUAAAAUUUAUUGGUGUACAGCUCGCUCAUAUUCCAAAAAUUAUUGUAUUAACGUGCAUGAUAAUACAUAACGUGAUUAUAAUCAAUGAAGGUCAGCAAAACAUUGAUUGCAUAGAAUUGGACGAAGAGGAGGCCCAAACAUCUGAAGUUAGUGUUCCAUCAUUGCAAAGAGAUGAAGCCCAACAAAAACGAAAUGCCCUGCAGCGUUGUUUUCAAGUUGAAUUAAACGACAAUUCUAAAAUAAAAAACACAAUUUGA
Bactrocera tryoni is the source of this 1954-nucleotide messenger RNA. RefSeq names its product protein ALP1-like. Lineage: Eukaryota; Metazoa; Arthropoda; Insecta; Diptera; Tephritidae. The transcript is spliced from 3 exons. The record is from RefSeq and is a predicted model, not a curated record. Bases 944 to 1954 code for a protein of 336 amino acids.